Molecule: messenger RNA, 126 nt
Organism: Scutellospora calospora
Lineage: Eukaryota; Fungi; Glomeromycota; Glomeromycetes; Diversisporales; Gigasporaceae
Source: the annotation of a GenBank genome assembly
GUUCAGAAGAACCUGAAUUUGGAUCAAAUUCGAGUUCAGAAAAAUCUGAAUUUGGACCAACUUCGGAUUCAAAAGAUCUAAUCUGGAUCAAAUUCAGUUCUUUUGAACCUGAAUCAGAACCAACAG